AUGGAAUGGUGGUCUGUCUUCCGCACAGCCCGGAGAGCUGUUUUCGGUGUACUGUCUAUUGUCAGUUUGGUUUGGGCGAUUCUUCUCUCUGUCUACCUCGCUCGCGAGUGGAAAGACGCGGUAGAGGCACAGCGCGUGAUCGUACUACUGAUGAUAUGCAUGAACGCCGUGUUCUCCGUACUACUAUAUCUUAUGAUCGUAGUAGUUUUCGAAUUUUGGCUCGAGUUUGCGAGGACAGGUUUCUUAUUUGCUGCCCACCUCGGGGUUGCUGUGUCCUUGACAAUUGUAGGACAUACGUUCGACUGUUCCGUCUUCAAAUCCCAGAACAUAUGCACGGGCACGUACCGCUUCUCGUUAUUCAUGGAGUGGACGAUGGCGAUCGUUUUCCUCCUGCACGCGAUCACUCUUUGCUUGAUGUCGCUUGUUCCACAGCCACGACCAGAGGAACUCAUCAUACCUAAGGAGAAGCUUGUACACGACGUCGAGGGGCAAUUCCACGAAAUCGACCUGAAGAGCGCGUCUGCCGCGCUCAGUCCCGGCCUCGAGGUGACUAAGGUGGAACGCGUGUCGGUCGCGCCGGCUAUGCUCAUGACCCUCGGCUCGACGCCUACACGCGGGCCAUGGCACUAUGCGCGCACGGCGACACCGGAGACACCCUCGCGAUCCAACACGAUCAAUGACCUGCCUUCACUCCCUUACGGCGCGUUGUCUGUCGCUGGAUUCGUCGGCGAAGGUACAGGCCGCGCGAGUCCCGCACCAUCGUACAGUUCUACGGAUCUAGCGUUCCCUCGAGGAGCCCCCACUCCGACGACACGUCGCAUGCGAUCACUGCGGCUGAACCGCUACGCCGUCGACCCUCUCGCGCGCAACGGCUCAGUGAACUCGCUGGCGCCCUCGUCCGACUCCUCCCAUAGCGCGUACAGCCAGAUCUCGAGCGCAACUAUCGGCGGCUUCCCGCGUCCUCCACAGGCAGUCGUCCUGAAGCGAUCGUCCUCAGACGCGUCUAGUCUUUCCCAAGGACCGAAGAGUGCAGUUCCGCACAAUUUCCCGCCCCAGCUGCGUCCAGGCACACCGACCACCGCUCGCGGGUUUAACUUCCCCAGGGUGCCCACAGUCUAUUCCCCAUCGACGAACGGCCCCUCGCGCGCAGACACUGCGACGCCGGAUUCGUUUCAUUCCGUCGAGCCUAGUCUGUGUUUCAUAGACCCUAAGGAGAGGGAAGGAGCUCCAGCCGGCGAACAGGACGAGAAAGCGAAACUGCUAGCGCGCCAGUCGAUGGGCCUCACCCGCCAACCGACGCAGCGACUCCAGCUGCCGAACCCCUUCAGUCCCGAAGGCAAGAUCAUGCGCAGCCCCACGAUCUAGACGCUUAGGUCUCUCCCAUCGUCCAGAAUACUCCUUUUCCGGAGGCGGUCCUCUGACAACGACACGCACGUCCGGCUGUCAGACGUGUGUUCCGAACCAGGAGACGUGUCAGUAACCCAGAGUGGACAAUUCUCAUCAUCAAGGGCCAUGGAAUUUGUUGUUGGACAUACGGCACCCAUGUCAGUCGCUCCUGUCUCACGUCAGUCGA
Molecule: messenger RNA, 1573 nt
Organism: Rhodofomes roseus
Lineage: Eukaryota; Fungi; Basidiomycota; Agaricomycetes; Polyporales; Fomitopsidaceae
Exons: 7
Coding region: 1-1365 (454 amino acids)
Source: RefSeq, a predicted model, not a curated record